AUGACGACGAACGGCGAUGCCGCGCCUCAGGCGCCGGUCAGCGGGGUGGGCAAUGGACCGCAAGUCCUCAGCACGACCGCGCACCUCGAGGUUAUCUGCGGGCCCCUCCUCAACUACCGCCGCAUGAGCAACGAGCACUCGUCCAACCCGAUAUGGCACGGCAGUGUGCUCAUCGUCACCACUCCUGGCCAGCGACCAGAGCCUCUGCGCUUGCGUCUCGGCGGACUGACGGGGAGCAAUGAUGCCAGCGCUGGGGGCGACACGCGCGAACGUACCUUUGAGGCGAUCAAGCUGUACGAGGACCCGCGCAAGGCCUUCUUCAACUACGAGAUCGAUCUCCCUUUCCAAGAGCAGGAGUCGAGAUGGGAAUACUUAAUCCCGGACAUGGUCACUGCGGGUGGUAUGCACCGCCAGGACCCAGACAAGCCCACGCGCUUCUGGGUGCCAUCCAAACAUGAAAGCUUCCGCAUCAUGUUUCACUCCUGCAACGGCUUCUCGGUCGGCACGGAUAUGGAGACGUGGAAGGGACCGUCGCUGUGGAACGAUGUGCUCCGCAUGCAGGCCCAGCAGCCCUUCCAUGUCAUGAUCGGUGGUGGCGACCAGAUAUACAACGACAGCGUGCGCACGGAUGGGCCGCUCAAGCCUUGGACUGCCAUCGGAAACCCCAGGAAGCGCCGCGAAUUCCCGUUCGACGAGGACAUGCGCGCUAGGUGUGAUCAAUACUACUACGACAACUACGUGACCUGGUAUGGUACGGAGCCCUUCGCCGCUGCCAAUGCGCAGAUACCGCAGCUCAACAUCUGGGACGAUCACGACAUCAUCGACGGCUUUGGCUCGUAUACAGACCACUUCAUGCAAUGCGCCGUCUUCCGCGGCAUUGGCGGCGUAGCGCACAAGUACUACAUGCUGUUCCAGCACCACAUCCCACCGCCUGCAUCCACCUUCACGACCGCAGCGAAGGAGUCGAAGCAUCACGGUGUCCACAGUGCCAAGGCUGCCGCACCCAAGCUGGAGACUGAAGGCCAGCCGCUGGAUCCAGUGCAGCUGGAGCGCACAUUUGUGAUGAAGCCAACGCAUGAAGAUCCGUCCUACAUCAUGGGCCCUCGAGCAGGACCGUACGUCGAAGAGCGCAGUCGCAACAUGUACUGUCAACUCGGCAAGCGUAUCGCAUAUGCUGGAAUCGAUGCGCGCACUGAGCGGACUCGCCACCAGAUCAACUACCCGGAGACAUACGAAUUGUUCUUCAACCAUCUUUCGAAGAAGAUCGGAGAGUCCAAUGGCGAGAUCAAGCAUCUUGUGUUGCUUCUUGGUGUGCCUAUCGCAUACCCGCGAUUGCAAUGGUUGGAGAACAUUCUGCAGUCUCCUCUCAUCGGCCCUAUCCGCUUCCUGAACAAGCGCUUCGGUGUUGCUGGAGGUCUCUUCAACCAGUUUGACGGUGGCGUGGAUCUUCUCGAUGACCUGGACGACCACUACACAGCGCAUCAACACAAGAAGGAGCGCAAAGAUCUCAUUCAUCGCAUCCAGAACCUCGCCAAAGAGCACUCCGUCCGCGUGACCAUCCUCGGUGGCGACGUCCACCUCACAGCCCUCGGCCGCUUCUACAGCAAACCCGAGCUCAACAUCCCCGCUGAAAAGGACUUCCGCUACGUCCCCAACAUCAUCUCCAGCGCCAUCACCAACAAACCCCCACCGCAAGCCGUCGCCAAUCUGCUCGCCAAACGCAACAAGAUCCACCACCUCGACCACGAAACCGACGAGACCCUCCUCGAGCUCUUCGACAAGCAACCCGGCGCCGGCGAACCAGGCGUCAAGCCCAAGUCCGCCGCCGCUAACAAGUGCACCAUGCCCAGCCGCAACUACGCCAUCAUCGCCGAAUCGCACCCGAACCACGGCAGCACGGGCGCCCCGAACGGCGCUCUCGCCAACGGCGACGCAGCUGAGCACGGCGACGGAACGGAUUUCACUCUGCCGAAGAACAUGCGCGAGCCGAUCCACAAGGGUGAACUACACGCCGGCGCCGCGCACCCUGCUGCCACUGGGCUCACGCGCACCGGGCUUGCGGGGUUGGAUGGACUAGACGUUACUAUAAGAGUCGAGAAGAACCCCGAGGAUACGAGCGGGUAUACGGAGGGAUAUGGGUUCAGCGUGCCGGCGCUGGAUAGUCGUGGCUUCAAGGGGCACGGGCGGGAUUGGUAG
This is a messenger RNA of Saxophila tyrrhenica, 2196 nucleotides long. RefSeq lists its product as uncharacterized. The transcript has a single exon. Gene Ontology annotation, cellular component: membrane. The coding region runs from base 1 to 2196 and encodes 731 amino acids. NCBI's taxonomy places the organism in Eukaryota, Fungi, Ascomycota, Dothideomycetes, Mycosphaerellales, Extremaceae. The record is from RefSeq and is a predicted model, not a curated record.